Molecule: messenger RNA, 1345 nt
Organism: Guyanagaster necrorhizus
Lineage: Eukaryota; Fungi; Basidiomycota; Agaricomycetes; Agaricales; Physalacriaceae
Exons: 2
Coding region: 109-1260 (383 amino acids)
Source: RefSeq, a predicted model, not a curated record
CUCUUGUAGCAAGCCCGGUGUCGGAUUCAGUCGUAGACAUGUCGUAGACCAAUCGCAGACCGCUCUAAAUCUGAGAAUAGAAAUUGCCGACGCCCGAUUGUCACGUGGAUGUUUGGACAACUCUGUUUGUGCUUAUUAUUCGUUGCCACCGACUCGUUGUUGCGGACGACAUUCACCACACUUUUUCGCCCCUUACUCCUCUGUUCUAGUCACUGGAGCGCCGACCAGUUCAAGUCGUCGGUUCUUGCUAUGGCCCAACGCCGCCCUUCGCCUCAGACAGUGAACUCGUCGUCGGUCAGUUCACCCCCUCUGGCGCGCAGAAAAUACCCUCUGCGACCUUCUCCCAGUUCUCGGAGGCGGAACAAUAAUUUGCUUUUGGAACCAUCCAUCGGUCAUAAACCGUUGCGCGGCUCGACAUCAUCCACAGAGUCACGUCCUGUUUUGGUUCCUUUGCAGUCCAAUCUUCGGCGCCUCCCUUCUCGUGUAUUCACGAACCAGAAUGGCGCUCCAGAAAUGCAUAUCGGCAGUCAAACGGACCCUUGCGUUGGUUCGAAACGGAAACGCGUCGCGAGCAGUAAUGAAAAUGCGCAAAACAACGGUCGUCGGACGCGUGGCUCGGGGGUGCUGAAGAGACUCAGGAGCAGCUCCGGAUGUCGAAGGGAGUUCACCAGCGAUGAAAGUGACGCUAGCUCUAUGGACAUUGACAGCGCCGUUCCAUGGUACUUAUCACGUAAUUCAGAUUCCGAAAGCGGCGAAGAAGAGCAGAGUGUUGAAGACGACGAGAACGAGGAGUCCACUGAUGGUCACCUUAUUAAUUCUGCACAACCUAACCAAUUACUUCGCCUUCGCAAAGACGAACUCGUACGGCUAUAUUCUCUCGCUGGCCUAUCUGAAGAUGCAGAACAACUUACCAAAUCGGAUAUUGUUGACGCCAUCAUUGCGGCUCGAGAUGACAUUGCAUCCUUACCUCCAUCAUCUCCUCCUGGGCAUGGCAAUUCGAGCGACUAUUCGUCUGACGACGGCAACGUCGCUGAGCAUGAAAGGGACGAUGCUCGGAGUCUACCUUAUCUCCCCAGUCUUCGUCGUCGCGCUACGACAAAUGACUUAGGAAAGAGUCGAGGCAGACCCGUCAAAGGCAGAAGUUUGUCCAUGGGCACUUUUCAUGGGGACGUUGCAGUUAACACUACGGCAUCGCAUACGUGCAGAGGAAACUCUAGAAAACGUAGCGGUGGAUCUUCCGGAAGUAAUCUGACUCGGUGAGGAGGCCAUAACUCGUUUUAACGUUUCUCUGACCGUCUAUUAGUAGGCGUACCACCUCUAACCGUUCAUCGCCGCUUGCGUCUAC